AGAGUUUCAGAAAGAGCACUGGACCAUUUACUACGAUUUUGAGGAACGAUGGCAUAUUGCCACUGCCUUGCUGGCUUGUUUGGUACAUCGUACGUUGAGACACAAAAUUGUGUGUUUUUGCACAUACAUACAUAUAUAUAAAAGUAGUUGCUAGUGGCUGUUUUUUUUGACUGUGGGAGAAGUAGAGGUCUUAAGAGUUUGAGAACUGAGAAGAGAUGGGUGGUGUUGCAUGGACAGAAGAAGAAGAUCACUUGCUCAAGAAAUGCAUACAACAAUAUGGAGAAGGAAAGUGGCAUCGUGUUCCUUUACUGGCUGGUUUAAACAGGUGCCGGAAGAGUUGUAGGCUAAGAUGGCUGAACUAUCUCCGUCCUAACAUCAAGAGAGGAAAUUUUGCGGAGGAAGAAGUGGAAAUGAUAAUCAAACUCCAUAAAUUACUAGGCAACAGAUGGUCGUUGAUUGCAGGAAGGCUACCAGGAAGGACUGCCAAUGAUGUGAAAAACUAUUGGAACUGUCAUCUGAGCAAAAAACUAAAUGUAAUAGAAGCUGAAGAUAGACCAAUAACAAGAGAUGUUCAAGUCAUUAGGCCCCAGCCUAGGAACAUUGUUGGUUCAAGCUCAGUGAAAAGAAGGGGUCAAAAUGAGUCUCCAACUGACAAAGGAGUUCAACAAGAGAGUAGCAUGUCCUCACUGACGUUUGAUACUGCUGAUGGACAGAACCAUAUGCUUGAUUCACAACAAGACAACAACAUAUAUGCAUGCCUGGACCAACAGGGCAUUGUUAGUGAGUUGUCAAUGGAUUUUCAGUUCGAAGGAUUUGGAGCAAUGAUGAAUGGGGAGGGUAGUAGCAGCCAAUGGGAUUGGGGUGAUUUGCUCUUAGACAUGGACUUGUACAAGUGAAUUAAUUUUCUUCUUAGUUAUUGCUCCUGUUGAUGUGGGGAUGGCAAUGUUGGUCUCAUACCUUGGCUACGUAUCAAUAUCGAAGUUAAGUGUUUCGAUGGAAAUGGUAGCUAAGUUGGUUGUGUAUCAUGGGUAUGUCAUAAUCAUAAUUAAGAUCUAGUGGGUUUCAUCUUUUGACCACUGUAGAUGGUCCAUCUCACUACCAUGAGCCAUUUAUAAAAUCAUCUUCAGUCAAACAUGGUUAUGCCCA
Molecule: messenger RNA, 1146 nt
Organism: Glycine soja
Lineage: Eukaryota; Viridiplantae; Streptophyta; Magnoliopsida; Fabales; Fabaceae
Product: transcription factor MYB90-like
Exons: 3
Coding region: 216-896 (226 amino acids)
Source: RefSeq, a predicted model, not a curated record